AUGGGUGAUCUAGCGAAGCAGAUAUUGACUCGGCCGAUUCAACUUGCAGACCAAGUGGUGAAAGCCGGGGACGAAGCCACAAUCAACAAGCAAGAAUGCGCCGAGAUCAAGUCCAAGACAGAGAAGCUCGCUGCUCUUCUCCGUCAAGCGGCGCGUGCUAGCUCCGAGCUCUACGAACGUCCCACGCGCCGUAUCAUCGACGACACUGAAAACGUUUUGGAGAAAGCAUUGGCGAUGGUCCAGAGAUGCCGUGACGAUGGCUACAUAAUGCGUCUCUUCAACAUAAUCCCCGCCGCAACAUUCCGGAAAAUGAUUUCCCAGUUAGAAAACUCCGUCGGCGAUGUCUCUUGGCUCCUCCGCGUCUCCACUCCCGCCGGUAACGACGACGACGAAGGCUUCGGUUACUUAGGCCUCCCUCCAAUUGCAGCCAACGAACCAAUCUUGUGUUUGAUUUGGGAGCAAAUUGCGGUUUUGAUGACCGGUUCGCCGGACGAUAAGUCCGACGCCGCCGCGUCGUUGGCUUCGUUAGCGAGAGAUAACGACAGAUACGUGAAACUGAUAGUGGAGGAAGGUGGAGUCAACCCCUUGCUAAAACUGUUGAAAGAAGGGAAAAUCGACGGUCAAGAAAACGCGGCGAGGACGAUCGGGUUAUUGGGUCGAGACGCGGAGAGUGUGGAGCAGAUGAUUCAGGCUGGUGUUUGUUCAGUUCUAGCGAAUAUUCUCAAAGAAGGUUCGAUGAGGGUUCAAGCGGUUGUGGCUUGGGCGGUUUCUGAGCUUGUCGACGGGAAUCACGCGAAAUGUCAAGAGUUGUUCGCGCAGAACAACGUGAUUCGGCUGCUCGUGAGCCAUUUAGCGUUUGAGACGGUUCAAGAACAUAGCAAAUACGCGGUUGUUGCGGGUAGAGCAACGUCGAUGCAUCACGCCGUCGUGAUGGCGAGCAAGAUCAGUAGUAAAGAGAAUUUGCCGGCGUUGCACGAGGAUGAAGAUAAUUUGAUCGGAGUCGAGAAUCCAAUGCUGAAUCAGAUGCAUAGCAUCGUUGCGACUACAAUAGCGAUGAAAGCAGUUGGAUCGGGAACGGGAUCGAAUCCGUCUGGCCGUUUUGAUACCGGUGAGGACGAGAAACCGCCGGAAAAGUUGCCGGGGAAGAGCUAUAGCUUGAAUUCACAUAAGAAUCUUAGCAAGCCUUACAAUACGGCACAUCAAUCGCGGAACGCGUCGGUCUCGAGAGGGAGGGAGCUCGAAGACCCGGUGACGAAGACCUACAUGAAAGCGAUGGCGGCGAGAGCGUUGUGGAAACUCGCUGUAGGAAACGCCACGAUCUGCCGAGUCAUCACCGAGUCACGAGCUUUGCUCUGCUUUGCGGUUCUACUGGAGAAGGGAGACGAAGAGACGAAAUACAAUACAGCUAUGGCUAUAAUGGAGAUAACCGCCGUUGCGGAGGAAAACUCAGAUCUGAGAAGAUCCGCGUUCAGACGCACUUCACCGGCGUGCAAAGCGGUUGUUGACCAGUUAUUCAGAAUCGUGGAUAACGCUGACGCCGGCUCCGAUUUGCUCAUCCCCUGUGUCAGAUCCAUCGGAAACCUAGCCCGAACCUUCAAAUCCGCGGAGACGCAUAUGAUCGUUCCUCUGGUUAAGCUCCUCGACGAUGGAGAACCAGAUUUAGCGGCGGAGGUAGCGAUCGCGCUUGCGAAGUUCGCGACGGAGGAUAACUUCUUAGGGAAAGAACACUCGCGGACGAUCAUCGACGCCGGAGGAUCAAAGCUUCUGGUGCAGCUAGCGUACUUCGGAGAGAACGGAGCUCAGAUUCCGGCGUUGGUUUUGCUGAGCUACGUGGCGAUGAACGUCCCUGACAGCGAGGAACUGGCGAAGGACGAAGUACUAACGGUUUUGGAGAGGGCAUCGAAGCAAGGGAAUGUGACGGAGGAAGAAGAUAUGGAAGCUUUGUUGUAUGAAGCUAAGAGCAGGCUCGAGCUUUAUCAGUCCAGAGGAUCCAGAGGCUUUCACGUAUGA
Molecule: messenger RNA, 2010 nt
Organism: Thlaspi arvense
Lineage: Eukaryota; Viridiplantae; Streptophyta; Magnoliopsida; Brassicales; Brassicaceae
Source: the annotation of a GenBank genome assembly